Beta vulgaris subsp. vulgaris (sugar beet) is the source of this 909-nucleotide messenger RNA. RefSeq lists its product as uncharacterized. Bases 1 to 909 code for a protein of 302 amino acids. Lineage: Eukaryota; Viridiplantae; Streptophyta; Magnoliopsida; Caryophyllales; Amaranthaceae. The record is from RefSeq and is a predicted model, not a curated record. The transcript has a single exon.
AUGCACAAGCGCGAAAGAAGUAAAUCAUCAGAGAUGCGCGCUUUGAUGCGUCAGAUGGCCGAGUCUAAUAAGGCCAUGACUGAGGCGGUGCAAUUGCUAGCGGAAGCACGAGCUGCUACUACUAGCACUAGCAAAGUAGCUAUCACUGAAGUUGCUGCUGUGCAUAAAGCAAUUGACGGGAAGAAGCCGCCUAAGUAUGAUGGAAAAGGCGACCCCGUGAAGAUGGAGAAUUGGAUUAGAGAGUUUGACAAGAUCUUCGUCACUCUCCAGGUCCCUGAAGAGAUGAGAGUAGACUCCGCAGCCUACCAUCUCACUGAAGAUGAUGAUAUCUGGUGGACCAACAUCAAAGAUAAUUUUACCACCAAAGUCACAUACGAUGAGGAUGGUUUUGAGGAGGUGGAGACAAAGGAAUUUGGUUGGAAAGAGUUCAAGAAGGCGCUACGCGCUGAGUUCUUCCCACCUCAUAUGAGGAAAAAGAAGAGAUCUGAGUUUGAACAACUGGAGCAAGGAGAUAUGUCUGUCCAAGAUUUUUAUACUAAAUACCUUGAGUUGUCUCGUUUUGUGCCUGAAUUGGUCCCAAAUGAACAAGAAAGAGCUCAGGGGUUCGAGGAAAAACUUGAUCUUGAACUUCUUAGCAAUAUGGGAGCGGCCGACUUCACGACCUUGAACGAAGUUUAUACUUGUGCUAGCAAUGUCGAGAGAAUCAAGGAGAGAAGGAAAGCCGCAGAAAAGAUGAAAGCUCCUACAAAAGAAAGUACCCAACAAUGGAAUAAGGGUAAUAACUUUAGUCAAAACAAGAGCAGAAACUUUGAUAAUCGGGGUCCUAGGGGUAACUUCAAUAGAGGAGGUCAAAGUCAACAAGCCUCAAGGAGUGCUCAGAGUUCGUUUCAACCCCGUAGCCAAGUGUAA